ACUAUGAGAUAAUAACACACAAUAUAACCUAAAAACUUUAUAUGUUUAAAGAUUCAAAUGGAUUCGCAAUGGCCCAAAAGAUAGAAGCAAUUGGUGGUAAGGGAGGGAAACUGUGGGAUGAUGGUGCCAACCAUGAUAAUGUAGCAAAGGUUUAUAUACGAGGUGAUCAUGAAGGCAUUCAGUACAUCAAAUUUGACUAUGUCACGGAUGGACAAUCGAUUAAUGGAUCAGUCCAUGGUGGUUCAACCGACGGUUUCACACAAACGUUGGAGAUUGACCAUCUCCAGUAUGAACAAAUUGUAUCUGUUGAAGGUUACUAUGACUUGAAGACCGGUGUGAUGCAAGCACUCCAAUUCAAAACCAACCUCAAAACUUCAGAACUUAUUGGAUAUCAAAAGGGUACUAAGUUUUCACUUGGAGUCGAUGGAAAAAUCAUUGUUGGCUUCCAUGGAUCUGCUCUGCAUAACCUCCGCUCUCUUGGAGCAUAUUUAAAGACUCCUCCUACCAAAUCAGAACUCCAAGGUGGCAUAACCGGAGGCGAAUAUUGGGAUGAUGGUCCUAAUUUCGAUGGUGUAAGAAAGGUGUAUGUUACUUUUACGGAAACUCAUAUAAGGAGUAUGAACAUUGACUAUGACCAAGAUGGCCAAGUGGUAACACGUUAUCACGGGAUGAAGAAUGGAGAAACACAGGAGUUUGCUGUGGACUUUCCGAAUGAAUAUAUGACAUCUGUGGAGGGUACAUACGACCAUAUCAGUGAGGGUAACUAUUUGGUUCUUACGUCAUUGACUUUCAAAACAUCAAAAGGAAGAAUCUCUCAGACAUUUGGAUUGGUCAUUGGAACCAAGUUUGUGUUGGAGAGUAAAGGUAAUGUGAUUGCCGGGUUCCAUGGAAGGGAUGGUGGUUCUUUUGAUGCUAUCGGAGUUUAUUUCUCUCCAAUGAUAUCUUCAUAGAGCUUCACUAUUUAAUUUUAGGCCAAUCGUCGUGGGGUAACAUACUUCAAAGAUCAAGUUUGUUCAUGAUCUCUCGUAUCUUUUACUACUUUAGAAUACUUAUUGACAAUGUCAACUAUGCAAAUCUUAUGUAAUGAAAUAAAGGUUUAUCC
Arabidopsis arenosa is the source of this 1102-nucleotide messenger RNA. The record is from the annotation of a GenBank genome assembly. Lineage: Eukaryota; Viridiplantae; Streptophyta; Magnoliopsida; Brassicales; Brassicaceae.